AUGGCUUCGAGACCUACCGUCACCAUCAUCGGCAAGGAUGGCAAGUCCUCCGGCAGCACCCACACCCUGCCGGCUGUCUUCCUGAGCCCUAUCCGUCCCGAUAUCGUCCAGGAGGUUCACAAGGGCCUGGCCAAGAACAAGCGCCAGCCCUACUCCGUCAGCGAGAAGGCCGGUCACCAGACCUCUGCCGAGUCUUGGGGAACUGGUCGCGCUGUUGCCCGUAUCCCCCGUGUCUCCGGUGGUGGUACUCACCGUGCCGGUCAGGCCGCCUUCGGUAACAUGUGCCGUUCCGGUCGCAUGUUCGCCCCUACCAAGACCUGGCGCAAGUGGCACGUCAAGGUCAACCAGGGCCAGAGACGUUACGCUACCGUUUCCGCCAUCGCCGCCUCCGGCGUUGCCCCCCUCCUCCAGGCCCGCGGUCACCAGGUCUCCAACGUCCCCGAGGUCCCCCUGGUCGUCGACUCUGCUCUCUUCGAGAACGCCGCCGUCGCCCGCACCUCUGCUGCCAUCUCUCUCCUGAAGACCGUCGGCGCCGCCGAUGACGUCGAGAAGGUCAAGAAGUCCAAGAAGCUCCGCGCCGGUAAGGGUAAGCUUCGUGGCCGCCGCCACCGCCAGCGCCGCGGCCCCUUGGUCAUCUACGACCCCGAGGUCGACGGCAAGGAGCUCGUCACCGCGUUCCGCAACGUCCCCGGUGUCGAGACCUCCCCCGUCACCGCCCUCAACCUCCUCCAGCUCGCCCCCGGUGGCCACCUCGGCCGCUUCGUCAUCUGGACCUCCGCCGCCUUCAAGUCCCUGGACACCAUCUACGGCACCACCACCCAGCCCUCCGCCCUCAAGAAGGACUUCCUUCUGCCCUCCAACAUCGUCUCCCAGAGCGACCUGACCCGUCUGAUCAACAGCUCGGAAACCCAGUCCGCCCUGAACGAGCCCAAGGGUUACGCCGUCACCCGCCGCUCCGCGGUCCAGAAGAAGAACCCCCUCAAGAACAAGCAGGUCAUGCUCCGCCUGAACCCCUACGCCUCGGUAUUCGCCAAGGAGGCUGCUCAGAAGAAAUAA
This is a messenger RNA of Colletotrichum orchidophilum, 1056 nucleotides long. Its product is annotated as ribosomal protein L4/L1. Lineage: Eukaryota; Fungi; Ascomycota; Sordariomycetes; Glomerellales; Glomerellaceae. Gene Ontology annotation, molecular function: RNA binding; structural constituent of ribosome. The record is from RefSeq and is a predicted model, not a curated record. Gene Ontology annotation, cellular component: cytosolic large ribosomal subunit; ribosome. Bases 1 to 1056 code for a protein of 351 amino acids. The transcript is spliced from 3 exons. Gene Ontology annotation, biological process: translation.